Molecule: messenger RNA, 2298 nt
Organism: Daldinia caldariorum
Lineage: Eukaryota; Fungi; Ascomycota; Sordariomycetes; Xylariales; Hypoxylaceae
Exons: 1
Coding region: 1-2298 (765 amino acids)
Source: RefSeq, a predicted model, not a curated record
AUGUCUACCAGUAACCCUUUCGCGGCGUUGUUAGAUCCUCGCGAUAUAACUGCUAAGCUUGCUGUCAUCCAGCCAGCUGCCGAAUGGGAUGACCCAAUUGACGUCACUCUUAUAGAGGCCGCUCUGAAGGAUACAUCGUAUGAAUGUAUUUCAUACGAUCGUUCCGGCGUUGAGCCCGUGCCCAUAAGGGAUGCCCCGCCACCGCCUCCCGCAAAUAGCAAAUUGACCGUCUCAAUCGAUGGCCAGGAACAGGAGAUUCCUCACCAACUCGAGAGCGCGCUGCGCAUGUUCCGACGCAAAGAGAGGCAGCGCACGGUAUGGGCCGAUGUCCUAGUGGGCCGCACCGUUGAGGAGCGCAGCGCCCAAGCUGACGUGCAGCGCUACGUAUUAGGCAAUGCGGAGCGAACGCUAUGCUGGCUGGGACCGGGCGACGGGGAAUCGACGACUAAGGCGUUUGAAACCAUUCACGAGAUGUCGCGCCGCUUCUGGGAUGCUUGUUGGCAGGUCGGAAUCCGCACGGAUAUGAGGCUGUCGCAGGCAACAUCGCAGCAGAUGACCGGAAUCCGGGAUAUUCUUUUCAAUUGCCCCUAUAACGAUCUGGAUUCUUUUAAUUUCCGCCACUGGGAUUACAUUUACAGCAUCUUCGGGUCCCAGUACUGGUGCUCGGUACAAGGCAUCGCCGACAUCGUGCUGGCGAAGGCCCCUGUCGUCGUGUGUGGCCGGAGCAACAUCCCCUGGGACGCCUACAUCGCCGCCACGCGCGCCAUGCCCUACUACCAAGUCAAGUUCUUCCAGGUCCCCCUCUACCCCCGCGUGCUGAAGGGCUUGCAGAUCGCCAAUGAGAUCGAAAUCGCCGUGCGGAGGAAGCGCCUGGGCGAGGCUAUCGAGCUGCUGCCCAUGAUCCAGACCGCGCGCAACUGCGAGCCCAAGGACCCGAGAGACGCCGUGUUCGCGAUGAUCCACGUCGCGACGCCGUCCGCGCGCACCCAAUACCACAAGGCCGGCGCGCAGCCCCUGCCGAAGAUCGACUAUUCCAAGACCGCGCAGCAGCUGUUCACCGAAGUCGCGCGCUACUCCAUCCUCGAGCGCCAGGACCUGAUGCUGUGGUACAGCGAGCGUCCGCCGCGCACGAAACGCCUCCGCGGCCUGCCGAGCUGGGUCCCGGACUUCAGCGCCCCGCCGCCCUCGUGCAAGAGCAGCGCCUUCUUCAACCCGGACUCCGGCAUGCGGCUGUGGUGGGAAGCCGUUCCCGACCGCUGGAAGAAGCCCAUCUCCGUGUCGGCCGCCGACAACGCCGUGCGCCUACAGGUGCGCCCGCUCGACCGCGUCGCGCACGUGUCCUCCGUCUUCAACGCCGGCAACUUCCGACGGCUGUGCUUCGCCGAGUUCGCGAAGCUGUUGGCGGACCCGCUGCCCGCGCAUGCCGGCGAGACCCCGGCGCAGAGGACCGAGCGGUUCUGGCGCGCGCUCCUGCUCAACGGCAGCGGCCGGAUGGGCGCCACGAUGCGGGACACGGUGGCGCCGCCGGCCGCGCUUGGCGCGCACUUCGACAGCCUGGUCGCGGAGGAGAGCCUGCUGCAGGCGCUGGGCUGCACCCUGGCGACCCUGCGCACGCCCGAGAACGCGCAGCGCAUACAGAGCUCGGCGGAGCUCCGGGCGCUCGUGGCGCGCUGCGGUAGGGCGAAGCCGUUCGAGGACCUGCUCGCGAGCCACGCGCGCGGCAGGCGGUUCUUUCGCACGGCGGGGGGCAGGUUCGGGAUGACGGCCGUGGAGGACGUGGUAGCCGCCGACCCGGAAUUGCUGGGCAAGGAGCCGAAGGUGGAAGGGGGGAGCGGGGAUGGGGCUGGGGAUGAUGUGGCGGCGGGGUUGGGACGGUUGAUGGGCGAUCCGCUCGGGAACAUGAUGCUGCAGCAGUUCCAGCAGUACGUCGGUCAGCGGUCGCCGGAAGCGGCGCCGAUACUAGCGCAGGCCAUCCGGGGCGAGAUGCCGGGCCAAAGCGGCGGAAGUGCGGGAGAACAGCGGCGAACGGAUAUCGGCGUGCGGGAAGGCGAUAUCAUUGUCGCUGCUAUCGGGGGGUUCUUCCCAUAUAUCUUACGGCCUAAAGGGGAAGAAGAGGCUGGAGAAGGAACUAGUAGUUCUUCCGGGCCUGUCGAAGAAGACUCUUCGACGUAUGAGUUCGUCGGCGACUGCUAUUUGCACGGGGCGAUGGACGGAGAGGAUUUUCAUGCUGUGGAUGACCAGGGGGAAAGACAGAUUGCUAUAGAUUUAGCGAAGAUUGUUGAUAUUACGCUUGUAUAA